Messenger RNA from Caenorhabditis elegans, 306 nucleotides. NCBI's taxonomy places the organism in Eukaryota, Metazoa, Nematoda, Chromadorea, Rhabditida, Rhabditidae. The record is from the annotation of a RefSeq genome assembly.
CCGAAACCGGAGCCUUGUCUGACUAGUUAAAUGUUUUUGCACCAAAGCUCAACCUCAGCGAAUUCUGUUCCUGAAUUGUGUGCAGUUUGUGGAGACAAAGCCAGUCACAGCCGUUAUGGAGCCCUUGUGUGUUCGGGUUGUCAUGUUUUCUUCAGAAGAAUGAUUUGUAGUGGGAAGUAGUUUUCAAGGAUUUGAAGUAGAGGAUCUUUCAGAUAGAAAUGCUUGCCGCGAGUGUCGACUGUUGCGAUGUCUCCAAGUAGGAAUGGAUCGUUUUACCGAACGAUAUUGUGAUUUAUGCAGUACCUA